Notothenia coriiceps (black rockcod) is the source of this 2376-nucleotide messenger RNA. Its product is annotated as protocadherin alpha-3-like. Gene Ontology annotation, biological process: homophilic cell-cell adhesion. The transcript has a single exon. Gene Ontology annotation, cellular component: plasma membrane. The record is from RefSeq and is a predicted model, not a curated record. Lineage: Eukaryota; Metazoa; Chordata; Actinopteri; Perciformes; Nototheniidae. The annotation marks the transcript as partial. Gene Ontology annotation, molecular function: calcium ion binding.
AUGAGUCGUCAAGGAAAUAGAGAGGUCGACUUGAUGUUGUGCGCAAUUCUUCUUUGUUUAUCUGACUGGUCUGCUGCUCAGAUUUCCUACUCCGUUUCAGAGGAGGUGGACAAAGGCACAACGGUGGGAAAUCUCGCAAAGGAUUUAAACAUUCACUCGCAGCAACUCGAGGAACGAGGAUUUCGGAUUGUUUCGGGCUACAGUAAGACCUUUUUCGAGGCAAAUUUAAGAACUGGAGCUUUGGUUGUUAACGAUAGAAUAGACCGUGAAGAGCUUUGUCCGAAUCUACCUAAAUGUUCCCUUAAUAUAGAAGGAUUAUUAAGCAAUCCUAUGAAUAUUUAUCGCAUAGAAGUCACUAUACUUGACGUGAAUGAUAACGCACCAUCCUUCCUUGAGCAAACCCAUGUGUUUAAUAUCUCCGAGUCUUCUUCAACGGGAGAGAGAUAUCCGCUCCCAAUAGCUCAGGAUGCAGACACGGGCAGUAAUUCAGUGAAAACAUACAAGCUAAGUCCGAACGAGCAUUUCUCCAUAGAUGUGAGCAGCGGAGGAGACAGUGUUUCCGCCGAGUUAGUGCUGCAGAAAGCAUUAGACCGAGAGAAACAACCAGCCAUUAAACUAACAUUAACCGCUCUCGACGGAGGAAAACCCGUCAGGUCUGGCACCAUGCAGAUUCUUGUGAAUGUGAUAGAUGUUAAUGAUAACACGCCUUUGUUUAGCAAGCCGCUUUAUAAAGUAAGAGUCAGCGAAAAUGCACCCCUCAGUACGACAAUAUUGAAAUUAAAUGCGACCGAUUUAGACGAAGGUCCACAUUCAAAUAUCAGAUAUUUUUUAAUGAAAAACGGAAAUGCAAACUCUGCCGAAAAAUUUAUUGUUAUUCCUGAAAGUGGUGAAAUCACUGUGAAGGUUCCUUUGGAUUACGAGGAAAGCAAUGCGUAUGAAUUACGAGUACAGGCAACAGAUCAGGGUGCUUCCCCUCGCAGUGGUUAUUCUAAGGUUCUUGUAGAGGUUGUUGAUGUCAACGACAAUUCCCCAGAAAUCUCUAUAACUUCACUGAUGAGUCCAGUAAAGGAAAGUGCUGACAUUGGAACAGUUGUUGCAUUAGUGACUGUGACUGAUAAAGAUGGAGGUCAAAAUGGCCUUACAAAAUGCAAAAUUGAAGACACAGUACCUUUUACAUUAAAGUCAAAUUACAAGAACUAUUAUUCUUUGAUAGUAAACGGUUUUCUUGACAGAGAGACUGUGUCACAGUACAAUGUAACCAUUACUGCUACAGAUGAAGGUAAUCCGCCUCUAUCAAGCACUGCUAUAAUCACUGUGCACAUUUCGGAUAUUAAUGACAACGCACCACGUUUCCCAGAAUCCAAUAUCAAUAUUUUUGUAGAGGAGAAUAGUAAAGUGGGAGAUAUUAUAACAAGAGCAACUGCACAAGAUUCAGAUGAAAAUGAAAAUGCAAAAUUGACUUAUUCGUUAAUUGAUAAUUAUCCCAAAAGUUUUCCAAUUUCAACAGUUGUGAAUAUAAACUCGGAGACUGGAGAUAUAGUCAGCCUGCAGUCUUUUAACUAUGAGGAGUUAAACACGUUUCAGUUUAAAGUCCAGGCCACAGACUCUGGUGUUCCUCCUCUCAGCAGCAACGUGACUGUGAACGUUUUAAUUCUGGAUGAAAAUGACAAUAAUCCAACAGUCCUCGCGCCCUAUUCUGAGCACGGCUCCGUUAACAGUGAGAGCAUCCCCUAUUCUGCUGAGGCGGGAUACUUUGUGGCAAAGAUCAGGGCUGUAGACGCAGACUCUGGAUACAAUGCGCUGCUUUCGUAUCACCUCUCUGAGCCCAAAGGAAACAACCUCUUCCGGAUCGGAACCAGUAGCGGAGAAAUCAGGACUAAGAGGAGAAUGAGUGACAAUGACCUGAAAACUCACCCCUUGGUGGUGUUGGUUUCUGAUAACGGAGAACCCUCCCUGUCAGCUACUGUCUCUAUUGAUGUGGUGGUGGUUGAAAGCACAGCUGACAUCCAGACUCAGUUCAGACAUGUGCCCAUAAAGGAGGAGAGCUUCUCUGAUUUGAACCUGUAUCUGCUGAUCGCCAUUGUGUCGGUGUCAGUGAUCUUUCUGCUGAGCCUCAUCAGUUUAAUAGCUGUCAAAUGCCACAGGACGGACGGCAGUUUCAGCAGGUACAGCGCCCCAAUGAUCACCACCCACCCUGACGGGAGCUGGUCUUACUCUAAAUCUACUCAGCAGUACGACGUGUGUUUCAGCUCAGACACAAUGAAGAGUGACGUAGUGGUUUUCCCCGGUCCGUUUCCGCCUGUAGAUGGUGAACUGAUCAGUAUUAACGGAGGAGACACUUUUACCAGAACUCAGACUUUACCCAACACAGACAAG